ACAUUUCUACUAAUUAGUAUUGCUUAGUGUCUCACCAGCCUUCAGUGUUAGGGUUGAAUGAUGCUGUUGUGGAGAUUGUCAGUGAUUAAUUGGUUGUUUAUCAAUACAGUGCUGGGGAAACAGGAAUAUAAUGACAUCCAGAGGAUUUUUCUCAGAACAUUCGCGCACCAGGGUGCAACACUACCCCCCGCUCAUCCCAUGCAAGGAGAACCUACUAAUUCGAUCCUAUACUUAACUCCUCCCCCUACACCUCAACCUCAAUACACUGAACUGCCUAUCAAACAAUAUAUCAAACCAAUUGUCACACCCACAACUCCGACUACAGUAUCUAAAACCAGCCCCGAGAGCCUAAGGUAUGAUACUACUGGAGACAACGUUUUUCAACCUACUCAAAAUAUUCGUCCUUCUCCUCCACCUAAGCCACCAAGCUCUGAAGGAACAAAGGAUCCAAUCGAACCUGAAAUAGCUUCGAAAUCGAUCAAGAAUAUAGUUCCCGAAUAUCCAACUGAUGAAGGAAACUCUGAUUUAAAAACUACGACAAAACCUGAAACCUUAACUGUUAAAAAAGCUGCUCCAGUUACAUCUGAAUCCUAUAGAAAACCAGGUCCUCCUGAGAAAACUGGACCAAUCCAACCCAGUUCGAUUAAAUAUAGUACUCCUAUCACUAUAACUCCUCUCACUAAAACUCCAAAAAUCCUUAACGUGAAGGAUACUAGUGAGGAUGGGCCUGAUACCGGAGUAGAUUCAAAAAAUGAUCUCGAGCUGGCAACCAAACCUCCUUUACUCAAUAAAGAAACUUAUGAACCUCCUGAACCAAAUCCUUUCUACAGGAGAUAUACAGAAGAUUCUGGUCAAUAUAUUCCUUCUCCAGCUGUUAUUCGGAAUUGGGCGCGAGAAUAUGAAAAUGAGCAGAAGAAGUAUUUAGAAAACUACAAAAAUAGGGGAUCAGAAUUUCUGGCCAGCGAUGCCUUCCAUCCUGAAAAUCAUUUCGCUCGGAAGUCGCUUUACAACACGAGUAAAAUGGAUUUGGGUUACCUGAAUGUUCCAUUGAUGUCUGAUAAAGGAAAACUGGAGUAUAAUACACUCAGAGGAACUCCUCAUGGUCGGCAUCUUCUUCUCAUCAGUUUACUUCAAGAUCUUAAUUAUGCUUACUGGGAACCAAGAUGUUCUGGUAUGAUCCGACUGUAUUUGCCCGACUCAUUGAAAGGUCCUGAACAGCCAAAUCCAGUAAAGGGUGCUAUUAUCUUACCACAAAUUGUGAAGAAUGGAAAAAUCAUGUAUAGAGACGAAUUAAUUGAAGAGUUUAAACGAUACGCUUUCAGUGAGUACAAUAAAACUGAACAACUCUCCAGUUUUAAUUUGAAUCACCAGCUUGCUGUCAAAUCUAUGGUUCAGCUUGCAUUAAGUAUGGAGACGUUUGAUUCCACUCUGUCCUUACUGGUUGCUCUCAAGGAAUUGGUUAAUCCUAAAAUCUUCAGCGAAUCCGUAGUUACAGUCGUGGACAGCAGGGAUGACGUUGGAUUCAUUUUACCUUCACUCUUUUCAAUUAAUCCGUUUGAUUACUUUCCAAUCCAAAGAUUUCAAGAAGAAUAUUCACGCAAACCAACGUACUCUAAAGAGUAUUUUGGUCCAGAUAGAGAUAUUGAAAAUACUGCUGAUAGCAACACACUUUAUCCUUACAACUCUACUUCACAACAUUUCAGGUCUAAGAGGCAGGUCUGGGGUUUACCAAGAGUGCCGAUGCAACCAGGGAUGUUUCCUCCAGGACCUAGUCCUGACCAGGGUAUACCAGGGGUCUGGAGACUAAACUGGGGAGACGGAAUAUUCAGAACUAUUUCUCCUGCAGACCCAGAGAGCCGGCUCUGGUAUUUCAGAGAGGAUCCGAUGGUGAACUCUCACCACCUUCAUUGGCAUUUAAAGAUGAGCAAUAAUAGAGUUCCAGAAUGGCAUCCUUCCAAUGGGAUGAAUAUGGAUAGACGUGGAGAGAUGUUUGUAUUUAUGCAUAAACAGAUGCUUACCAGAUACAAUGCUGAUAGAUUAGCUUUAGGACUACCCCUCACCACGAGUUUAACAAGUGUUGAAUGGAGAGGUCCUCUGUAUCCAGGAUAUGACUCCAAGUUGACCGAAGCAUCAGGGCGUUCUUAUCCACCUCGUCCUCAUGGAGCCAGAAUACCAGAUAUUAGUGGAAUGAUGAGAGCAGAAAAUGCCAUCAGAGAAGCAUUUAGAAGAGGACAGUUACUUUCCCCUCGUGGCCCAGUCACACUUGGAUACUAUAACGGAGUGGACCAGGGAAUCGAUGCUAUAGGAAAUGCUAUGGAAGCUUUUGAGCAGAGUCCUAUUUAUGGAAACCUUCAUAACGACGGGCAUGAACAAAUUUCCAGGAUGCAUGGUAUGGAUGGAAGAUUGGGUGUAAUGGGAAACCCAAAUGCUGCAAUGCGUGAUCCUCUCUUCUACAGAUGGCAUAAGUAUAUUGACGAUCUGAUUCAAGAGUACAAGAACCGUCUACCAUCAUACGGUGAUCUAGAACUUGGUUUCCCUGGAGUUGAAAUAACUGGUGCACAUGUUCAGUCCGAGAUGGGGACCAGUGCCAACACAUUGUACACCUUUAUGGAAACCUCAAACAUCAGAAUUCAGAGCUUGGAUCUUCAGGCAAACUCUGUUGGUUCUGUUAACGUUGUUUAUGAUCGAUUAAAUCAUAUUCCCUUCACAUAUCAUUUCAACAUUCGAAGUGCGCAGAGAUCUCAGGGUAUAGUUCGGAUAUUUUUAAUCCCCGCAGGAAUUAGGUUACCGACACAUACUGAUAUUACUCAGGUUUCUAUAGAAAUGGAUAGGUUCCUAGUUCAGCUCAAAUCUGGAGAUAAUUACUUCAAGAGGGAUUCCAAUAGGUCGCCUUUCAUCACCAAGUCUCCGCUUCCCCUCGGAGAACUUCAGGAUAGAUUACUCCAGGGUAGUGUUACUGAAGACGAGUUUAACUGGGCAGGAUGCGGAUGGCCUGAGACAAUGGUUCUACCGCGAGGAAGAGAAGGGGGGAUGGGGUUCAGGAUGUACAUGAUGAUUAGUCAGAUAUUGCCCGGAGAUAGAGCAAUGACUGCAAAUUGGGAGAGUUUACGGUAUAGUUCUUGGUCUUGGUGUGGAGUUAGAAGAAAUGAGGGGGAUGUUCCAGAUAGUAGGCCUAUGGGAUUCCCACUGGACAGGCGACCUCUCAACGGUAAUUGGCAAAGUUUAAUGUUUAACAGCAGCGGAGUGAGAAGAUCAAACCACUUCUCCGUGGAUAUUACAAUAAGCCAUGAGAAUACUCGAGAAUCUUCCUGGCAGUAAAAAAUGUGCUGAUAUGCCAUGAUCAGGAAUUGUUGUAUUGAUAUAUGUAUGUAAUAAUAUGUAUAAUACUUG
Messenger RNA from Eurytemora carolleeae, 3390 nucleotides. RefSeq names its product phenoloxidase 2. NCBI's taxonomy places the organism in Eukaryota, Metazoa, Arthropoda, Copepoda, Calanoida, Temoridae. The transcript is spliced from 35 exons. Gene Ontology annotation, molecular function: oxidoreductase activity. The record is from RefSeq and is a predicted model, not a curated record. Bases 58 to 3318 code for a protein of 1086 amino acids.